AUGACCAACCAACCUAGUUUCGAAGAUGUCCUAGGAUGCCAGAUGGCCUUGUUUGAAUGGGCGGAAAGCUAUGAUACCAAGGAUUGGAAUCGCCUCGCAAAAUGCGUUGCCCCAACUGUUCGCAUUGACUACCGCGCCUUUCUGAAUAAACUUUGGGAAGCUAUGUCCGCCGACGACUUCGUCAAGAUAGCCUCGGACCCCCACGUCCUCGGAAACCCCAAGGUCAAGACACAACACUUCAUCGGUGCCCAGAAAUGGAUUAAAGUCAGUGACAAUGAGAUGAUUUGUAAGCAUCAGAUGCGUGUCGCCCAUCAAAAGUACAAGGAUGACAAAUUUACGGAGGCUACUCUCAAGGGACACGGCUAUGGUGCUUGCACCACCACCUUCCACAAGAUUGAUGGUAUUUGGAAAUGGGCUGGUCUCACGCCAGAUAUUCGCUGGCACGAGUAUGACCUCGAUAGGAUUUUCCAUGAGGGUGAGGAGAAGUUUGGUGAGAAGGAAUGA
This is a messenger RNA of Talaromyces marneffei, 504 nucleotides long. RefSeq lists its product as uncharacterized. Lineage: Eukaryota; Fungi; Ascomycota; Eurotiomycetes; Eurotiales; Trichocomaceae. Gene Ontology annotation, biological process: melanin metabolic process. The coding region runs from base 1 to 504 and encodes 167 amino acids. Gene Ontology annotation, molecular function: scytalone dehydratase activity. The record is from RefSeq and is a predicted model, not a curated record. The transcript is spliced from 3 exons.